This is a messenger RNA of Durusdinium trenchii, 456 nucleotides long. Lineage: Eukaryota; Dinophyceae; Suessiales; Symbiodiniaceae. The record is from the annotation of a GenBank genome assembly.
AUGGUACUCGUGGUCACUUCUACCGCCCCGCGGAGAGUGCGAGACUACAAGAAGGGUUCCAAGAUGCCGCAGGGUCCAGCGGCCGGGCAACAGAAGAUGAGCACCAGGAAGGUCAGAGUAGAUGAUCCGUUCCAAAAGCGCUAUGUUCUGAUCUACAGCCUUGGUGAUGAGAUGUACAAGUGGGCUAGCCCUACAAGCAUCUUCCACUCCUUCGAAGAAUGGACAGAGGAGACGUACUCCUACCCGCCAGGCUGGGGACGAGAGGAGAAGACCUUUGAAGUACAUUUGCGCAACUACAAAGGCCACCGUUUCAACGGCGCACGGGCAUGGAAGGAGGCCAAAGACACUUGUCUGGUGAACUAUUAUGAGCGUCCGUCGGCCACAACAAAUGAAAGCUAUACAAAUGGAUGUAGUGAUCACUUAUCUUGCAGUGCAAUGUACCACCGUACUUCAUAG